UUACCUAGCAACGCCCCAAACAACCUGUUCUCGAUAGAAGCUAACAAGCUAGCCAACUCCGUGGAUCUAAACAGUUCAGAAUAUCGCUUUGAGAAUAAUGAACCGAGAAUUGAACGAACAGGAACUUCAGGAUUUGUACGCAUGGAUAGAUAAAAUACCUCUGUCCCGACCCAAAAGACACAUCACGAGAGACUUCAGCGACGGAGUGAUGGCCGCAGAGGUUGUUAAAUAUUUCCUUCCAAAGCUUGUUGACCUGCACAACUAUAUUUCGGCAAACUCCACACAGCAGAAGCUCAGUAACUGGAACCUUCUCAACAGGAAGGUGUUUUCCAAGCUGAAUUUUCACGUGCCCGAGGACACAGUGAAGAGGAUUGUUUUGAACACUGCGGGAGUGAUAGAGCCGGUGCUGAGCACCCUCAGAGAGAAGAUAGACGUGAAGCUAAAGCAAACAGCAGAGAACAUACUGGAUUUGGAACACUAUGACGCCACAAGCCAGGAGAAACCUCACACAGAAAUCCGUCAAACUGAAGCAAUAUGUGUGGCCCAAACGGCAGGAGAGACGAUAAAAGAUGCAAAGGGAAAAAUAAAAAACGGUAAACUGCAGCACACAGCGCAGAUUUACCCAGACAUGGACCCUCCUUUACGACUAUUCCUGCAGGGAAAAGAGCAAGCUAUCAUGGCAUUGCAGGAAACGGUGGAGAUCCUGCAGAUGAAAGUCCAGAGGUUAGAGCAUCUGGUUCACUUGAAGGACAUGCGUAUUGAAGAUCUGGUGCGGCAUCUGGAGAUAUACAAAGCAAAAGGCAAUGCACGCUAGCAUGUAAAGUGUAUGUUUCAACAGGAUUCAUCUAGUUCAGAGCUGUUUAUGCAGCCUUUGCAUAUUAUGCGUUUGUGUUAAAAUCUUAGCAAAUGAUAAUGUACAAUAAAUGGUUUCUGAUCAUUUCAGUUGUUGAUAGUUACUUCUUUGUGAGGAGUGUGUAGAAUAUGAUUUUCAAGUGUUUAUGUAUCAACACUGGUCUUUGACCUCAUGUGCCUUUACACAGCCAGUGACUUUUGACCUCAAAGUACCCAAUUAAUCAACUACCCUCUUCAACAUUCCAAAUUGUCAGCAGAGUAGAGAUUUGAAACUGAAAUAAAGCCAACGAAAUGA
Messenger RNA from Gasterosteus aculeatus aculeatus (three-spined stickleback), 1147 nucleotides. It is a transcript of the gene spef1, whose product is annotated as sperm flagellar 1. Gene Ontology annotation, biological process: regulation of cytoskeleton organization. Gene Ontology annotation, cellular component: axoneme. Lineage: Eukaryota; Metazoa; Chordata; Actinopteri; Perciformes; Gasterosteidae. Gene Ontology annotation, molecular function: microtubule binding. The record is from RefSeq and is a predicted model, not a curated record.